AUGGCUCCAGCUGCUCCCUCAGGUGUUGAGAUUCUGUCCAUCACUACCAACAGUGUUGAGGUGAAAGUUACCCUGUCAGCUGGUAGGUAUGAUGGGCUUCGUGUGCAGCUGUAUGGAGGACAAGGAUCAACCCCCGUGUCAUCAUGGAUAAAGAAUGUUACUGCAGAGACGGUUAAUAAUGGAGACCAGAAAACCAUCACUGUGUCUGGUUUUUCCCCCUCUCUGACACCAGGAGUACAGUACAGUGUCAAAGUGUCCACCAGGUCGGGGUCCAAGUUCAGUGUUUUUAUUGGCCAGAGUAGUCCUGAAACUGUAGCUCCAGCUGCUCCCUCAGGUGUUGAGAUUCUGUCCAUCACUACCAACAGUGUUGAGGUAAAAGUUACCCUGUCAGCUGGUAGGUAUGAUGGGCUUCGUGUGCAGCUGUAUGGAGGACAAGGAUCAACCCCCGUGUCAUCAUGGAUAAAGAAUGUUACUGCAGAGACGGUUAAUAAUGGAGACCAGAAAACCAUCACUGUGUCUGGUUUUUCCCCCUCUCUGACACCAGGAGUACAGUACAGUGUCAAAGUGUCCACCAGGUCGGGGUCCAAGUUCAGUGUUUUUAGUGGCCAGAGUAGUCCUGAAACUGUAGCUCCAGCUACUCCCUCUGGCGUUGAAAUUCAGUCCAUCACUACCAUUAGUGUUCAGGUGAAAGUUACCCUGUCAGCUGGUAGGUAUGAUGGGCUUCGUGUGCAGCUGUAUACAGGACAAGGAUCAACCCCCGUGUCAUCAGGGAUAAAAGGUGUUACUGCAGAGACGGUUCACAAUGGAACAGAGAAAACCAUCACUGUGACUGGAUUAUCCCCCUCUCUGACACCAGGAGUACAGUACAGUGUCAAAGUGUCCACCAGGUCGGGGUCCAAGUUCAGUGCUUUUAGUGGCCAGAGUAGUCCUGACACUGUAGCUCCAGCUACUCCCUCUGGCGUUGAAAUUCAGUCCAUCACUACCAUUAGUGUUCAGGUGAAAGUUACCCUGUCAGCUGGUAGGUAUGAUGGGCUUCGUGUGCAGCUGUAUACAGGACAAGGAUCAACCCCCGUGUCAUCAGGGAUAAAAGGUGUUACUGCAGAGACGGUUCACAAUGGAACAGAGAAAACCAUCACUGUGACUGGAUUAUCCCCCUCUCUGACACCAGGAGUACAGUACAGUGUCAAAGUGUCCACCAGGUCGGGGUCCAAGUUCAGUGCUUUUAGUGGCCAGAGUAGUCCUGACACUGUAGCUCCAGCUGCUCCCUCAGGUGUUGAGAUUCUGUCCAUCACUACCAACAGUGUUGAGGUAAAAGUUACCCUGUCAGCUGGUAGGUAUGAUGGGCUUCGUGUGCAGCUGUAUGGAGGACAAGGAUCAACCCCCGUGUCAUCAUGGAUAAAGAAUGUUACUGCAGAGACGGUUAAUAAUGGAGACCAGAAAACCAUCACUGUGUCUGGUUUUUCCCCCUCUCUGACACCAGGAGUACAGUACAGUGUCAAAGUGUCCACCAGGUCGGGGUCCAAGUUCAGUGUUUUUAGUGGCCAGAGUAGUCCUGAAACUGUAGCUCCAGCUACUCCCUCUGGCGUUGAAAUUCAGUCCAUCACUACCAUUAGUGUUCAGGUGAAAGUUACCCUGUCAGCUGGUAGGUAUGAUGGGCUUCGUGUGCAGCUGUAUACAGGACAAGGAUCAACCCCCGUGUCAUCAGGGAUAAAAGGUGUUACUGCAGAGACGGUUCACAAUGGAACAGAGAAAACCAUCACUGUGACUGGAUUAUCCCCCUCUCUGACACCAGGAGUACAGUACAGUGUCAAAGUGUCCACCAGGUCGGGGUCCAAGUUCAGUGCUUUUAGUGGCCAGAGUAGUCCUGACACUGUAGCUCCAGCUACUCCCUCUGGCGUUGAAAUUCAGUCCAUCACUACCAUUAGUGUUCAGGUGAAAGUUACCCUGUCAGCUGGUAGGUAUGAUGGGCUUCGUGUGCAGCUGUAUACAGGACAAGGAUCAACCCCCGUGUCAUCAGGGAUAAAAGGUGUUACUGCAGAGACGGUUCACAAUGGAACAGAGAAAACCAUCACUGUGACUGGAUUAUCCCCCUCUCUGACACCAGGAGUACAGUACAGUGUCAAAGUGUCCACCAGGUCGGGGUCCAAGUUCAGUGCUUUUAGUGGCCAGAGUAGUCCUGACACUGUAGCUCCAGCUGCUCCCUCAGGUGUUGAGAUUCUGUUCAUCACCACCAACAGUGUUGAGGUGAAAGUUACCCUGUCAGCUGGUAGGUAUGAUGGGCUUCGUGUGCAGCUGUAUACAGGACAAGGAUCAACCCCCGUGUCAUCAGGGAUAAAAGGUUUUACUGCAGAGACGGUUCACAAUAGAGCAGAGAAAACAAUCACUGUGACUGGAUUAUCCCCCUCUUUGACACCAGGAGUACAGUACAGUGUCAAAGUGUCCACCAGGUCGGGGUCCAAGUUCAGUGCUUUUAGUGGCCAGAGUAGUCCUGACACUGUAGCUCCAGCUACUCCCUCAGGUGUUGAGAUUCUGUCCAUCACUACCAACAGUGUUGAGGUGAAAGUUACCCUGUCAGCUGGUAGGUAUGAUGGGCUUCGUGUGCAGCUGUAUAGAGGACAAGGAUCAACCCCCGUGUCAUCAGGGAUAAAAGGUGUUACUGCACAGACUGUUAAUAAUGGAGCGAUUAGAACCAUCACUGUGUCUGCUUUGUCCUCCGCUCUGACACCAGGAGUACAGUACACGGUCAAAGUGUCCACCAGGUUGGGGUCCAAGUUCAGUGCUUUUAGUGGCCAGAGUAGUCCUGACACUGUAGCUCCAGCUACUCCCUCAGGUGUUGAGAUUCUGUCCAUCACUACCAACAGUGUUGAGGUGAAAGUUACCCUGUCAGCUGGUAGGUAUGAUGGGCUUCGUGUGCAGCUGUAUGGAGGACAAGGAUCAACCCCCGUGUCAUCAGGGAUAAAAGGUGUUACUGCAGAGACGGUUCACAAUGGAGCAGAGAAAACCAUCACUGUGCCUGCUUUGUCCUCCGCUCUGACACCAGGAGCACAGUACACUGUCAAAGUGUCCACCAGAUCGGGGUCCAAUUUCAGUGGCCUUAGCAACAGGAGUAAUCUUAAAACUGUAGGUGAGGCCAUUAAGCAUUUAUAA
Liolophura sinensis is the source of this 3147-nucleotide messenger RNA. RefSeq names its product mucin-2-like. Gene Ontology annotation, molecular function: protein binding. The record is from RefSeq and is a predicted model, not a curated record. Lineage: Eukaryota; Metazoa; Mollusca; Polyplacophora; Chitonida; Chitonidae. The coding region runs from base 1 to 3147 and encodes 1048 amino acids. The transcript has 11 exons.